Messenger RNA from Leptonychotes weddellii (Weddell seal), 1993 nucleotides. RefSeq names its product zinc finger protein 75D-like. NCBI's taxonomy places the organism in Eukaryota, Metazoa, Chordata, Mammalia, Carnivora, Phocidae. The record is from RefSeq and is a predicted model, not a curated record. Gene Ontology annotation, biological process: regulation of DNA-templated transcription.
ACCCAUUAUGAGUAGUGGGUAGUAAAGUUCAUGUGACUUUCUUACUGAUGUGCACCUUUUUCUGCUGUCAGUGUUUUAAUAAGAAGAUCCUUUUAUUGAUUUUAUUCCAGGCCAUACAUGGUCUCAGUUGCCAAAAAAGAUGGUAAUGGGUGAAAAGUAGAAGGCAGAAAACCACUAAGGGAAGGUUCUAAGUCAAGGAGAAAACCUGUCAAGACAGCAUGAGUAUACGUAUUCUAUGCAACCCUGCUAGUCUGUGCUUUGCUGCAUGCAGAUGGGUGGGAGCAACUGUGUCUGAGAGCUAGCAGUUGCCACAACUUUUUUCCCCCCAGCUUUUGUAGUUAAUACCUUGUGGGAAAUUGGUGGCCCAAUAUCUCCUUUCGUCUUUCAGUCAUUUUUCUUAGUGUUUCAUACUUCCUGCCAUCUGUACUCAGCUUUUUCCUCUAUCACCAACCCCCUAACCAAAAGUAAGUUAUCUGUUAAUAGAUGAAGAUUAUUUAUUUCUAGGUUGCAAAGCAAGAGCUUGGAAAAGAGGGCGUGCUCUUCAGAGAAACUGUAGAUGUCACAGGCUUCAAGAGGAAGGCAUCAGAGUCACAGCCAGUGGACAUGUCCCACGAUGAAUUUUGGACUAUACACCAGGGGCUGCAAGAACAACUGAGCUGGAAUUCUCGUAAGGAAACUGAGCCUGUAUGUGAGACAGCUAUGCCUGUUCACCAGAUCCUAGCCUUUUCUGAGAAGACAAAUACCAAAGACUGGACAAUGGCACCUGAGCUCCUCUUGCCUAAGUCCCAGAGCUUGUUGACAUUUGAAGAAGUGGCCAUGUAUUUUUCCCAGGAAGAAUGGGAAUUACUGGAUCCCACUCAGAAGGCUCUCUACAAUGAUGUAAUGCGGGAAAACUAUGAGACUAUCAUCUCUCUAGCUGUGCCUGUUCACCAGAUCCUAGCCUUUUCUGAGAAGACAAACACCAAAGACUGGACAGUGGCACCUGAGUUCGUCUUGCCUGAGUCCCAGAGCUUGUUGACAUUUGAGGAAGUGGCCAUGUAUUUUUCCCAGGAAGAAUGGGAGUUACUGGAUCCCACUCAGGAGGCCCUCUACAAUGAUGUAAUGCGGGAAAACUGUGAGACUGUCAUCUCUCUAGGUAAAGAAUUUCCCUCUCCCAUUGGGUGGAAGUUGAGUAAUCUGUCAUGUUCUCUGCUUACUGGGAAUGUAGUGCUCUGAGAGGUUGUGUUCCAGUAACGGGUUGCUUCUCAACUAGAUGGUGUGUGGACAGGGGAAAGGUGUAUCCAGAUCAACUGGGGAGCUUUGUCUAGGUGCACACUCCAUAUGCUAUAUAGAUUUCUUGAUUUAUUUUUUUCUCCUUCCCCAAAUCUGUUCUCAUAGAGGCCUCUUCUCAGUAAAGAGCAUUCACCCAGUAGCUAAGAGGAGGGAACGUACAGUCAUCCUUUACUGUGAUCUUGCUGUCCUACCCCAUUGUAAUGCGUCACUCUCCUUUUGGUUCCACCUUCACAGUGUAGCCUGAGUGCAGCCAUGUCUCAUCUCCUUGUGCUGUUAGCGUCCUGGCUUAAGCCAGCAGCAUGUCUAACCAGACUGACCUCGGUACUUUCUGACUGGUGCCCCUGCCUCUUGCCCUCCCUCCCUGUUUUCCACACAGCAGCCACAUGCUUUUAAAAACUGGUCAAAUCGUGACAUUUCCCAUUUCAAACCUUAUGAUGACUUCUCAUCACAUUCAGAAUAAAAUCCACACCUUACUGAAGUGCUUAGGGUCUUCCAGGGUCUGACCCUACUCACCACCCUGCCCUCAUCUGCUGCCACUUGUGCCCUUGCUCAGUCCUCUUGAGCCUCUCUGAUGUUUCUGUUUCUUGAACUUGCCAUGGUCAUUUCUACUUUGCCUUUUCCUCUACCUGGCACACUUUUCUGCCACAUGGCAGAACUCUCACUUUUACAUUCCUGCUGCAAUAUCAGUUUUUCAAAGAGGCCUUCCGUACUACCUCAUCUA